Molecule: messenger RNA, 8009 nt
Organism: Dicrocoelium dendriticum
Lineage: Eukaryota; Metazoa; Platyhelminthes; Trematoda; Plagiorchiida; Dicrocoeliidae
Source: the annotation of a GenBank genome assembly
AUGGGUAACUUUCCUCGCUCGAUUCGACUUGGUUUACCUCGGAUUAUUACAACUGUCCUCCGCCGCGAAUCUCUGGGUGGGCGCUACUCUCGCAGUCAUCGUAAGGAGCAGGCACUCACACAUGGUCUGACUGCCGAACAAGGUUUGUACUCUUACGUUCAAAUCAAAGUGGACACUAUGGAGCAAACCUUGACCACGGAUAUGCUCAAUUACAUAGUGAUUGUGGUGAAGUUAUUCAUGAAAGAAAUCAAAGAAGUGAUUCAAAAAAUGGCCGGCGAUGAUCAACACUCGGAUGCAUCACGUCACAAGUCUUUGUUGCCCUCACGUAUGGCAUCCCCCGCGGACAAACGGGGUAACGUGGACCAAGGAUGGCUGCUCUCUGAGACUGUACGAGGAAGGGCAAAAUUCACCGUCAGAAUUCGAGUCGAGGAGUUUCAGCUGAUGGCGACUACGCGCAGUGGUGCCAUCAAGCUGGAGGCUAAGACGAUCGAUGUCGAGCUAACCAACCGUGUUUCACAAACCGGCGUGGCCUCGGACCUGCUACACUACUCGACGACUCAUCACGCAGGCUCCGAACGCUCCAGACUCGGACCGGUUACUACUCGUCCGUCACAUUUACGCUUUCGUUCUACCCGUUAUUCUGGGGAUGCACCUCUGGAAACCAUUCAAAGCAGCGGGGAUUCACUUUUCAUUUACGCCACAAUAGCCAGGAUGGGUGCCGAACUGGGCUAUUUGGAUCAGGAUUUGUUUUUCAAAGAGCGAUCCCCGGAAUUUCGAACCGUGGCCUUUUUCAAAACUUCCCUCGCUCUUCGAUCCCUGUUGGCGAACGAAAAAUUCGCCUCUCUGUCGAGCGCUGCUUCACGCACCACUGAUCCAACUUUGUACGCUGGUGAACACGAUGCGUUUCUCAUCUCCUUGAAUACUCCCACACUUUGGCUGAAGCCGUUUACCGUAGAUCGCGCCAUUCUCAUGUGGAUGGUGUACAAGAGCGAAUUUGCCAAGUGGAAAGACUACAUGGAUUAUCUGUCAUCCAUGACGUCGACCGAUGCGAACACAGAUCGUCCCAUGGUUUCGGACAAGGGUGCCCCUCCGACCAACCUUUCCACUAAAUAUGCUACUAAACCGCGCUCUCAAGUUUUGCGAUCAGUCUCUCCUGUAUCUUCGAGAGCUGAAGACACCCUUCUUGGACACACCUCUGAUCACGCAGCCACACCCAUCAGCUCUGAUGCUAGUCACAAAUCCGUGCACUCGAAGUCGACCUCAAGCAGUGGAUCGACCUCGACGUUGUUCCUGCAGUUGAAUGUUGAGGACCUCGGUGUGUGUCUACCAAUAAAUAUUACACAAUCCAACGUGCAGUCGUCCAGGGAAUCCGAUUUUCGAACCGCUCUGGUGCUCACUUUGGACCAAAGUCGAGUAUCCGCUUGCUACCGUGAUUCUCUGGUCAGUCAGGGCGAAUUUACAGAUUUCUGCCUACGUUUUGACGAUGAAUUCAAUGUGGGGUCCGAUGAAUGGAAACCCGAUUGGAAGCGAGCCAGCAUUGAUGUACAUGGUAAACGGCGCGUUGUGAUCCUCAACAGCUGCGUGGUUCCGAACGGAACUUUUAGUGUUUCUUGGCACAAUCCAGAAAAAUAUGCGCAGUGGAACUUGAUCAUACGAUGGCAAAUGCGUGGGCUGGAUUUUCACUUUGAUGACAACGUUGGACGCCGUUUGAAAGCGUUGGUCUCCAUUUUGACUCGUAUCACCGGCUACAAUGGGGCCGCUCCCUUGCUACCGACCUCCGCAGAAGAGGAAGAUGAGUCUUGUGGUAAGGGCUCCACUAGUCACAUCGCUCCGGUGGAACAGGUCGAUCAGGAGUCCAGUGCCGUCGCAGCGCCUUCGCAGGAGCCACCAAAGGGGCGUCCCCGUACGGAGCCAAUUCAUCAUGCGCUGUCCGAUUCCCAUGACCAACGCGGUGCCUACUCAGACAUCGCCUCCCUGGAUCGCUACGUUCCGGCGUCUGUCCCGCCUGCUUCCACCGCUCGGAGUUUCGCUCCUGAUCUGGCCCAGGUGCGCAGUAUGGAGAUCCACAAACACAAACAAGAAUUGUUGGACGCGCAGCACUGCUUAGCUUUCAAGCGUCAGAAGUGGGGCACGCUUCGUCGAAAGAAGGGCACGGCCUCCGUCUCGACCAAUGCGCCACAAAGUCCAAAUUUGACCUACACGAAGUCGCCACCCGCGGCGGCAAAUGAGCGCUGGGAUUCCGAGUCCCAGCCCACCACGAGUAGCAAUUGGGCCCGAUCAAUGAGCAUUGGAUGCGGCAGGUUACCGACUGAUUCACGCUUUGUUGGCUACUCCAGCCCGGCCAACUUGACACACAAUUCGACAACCGAAACGGCUACUUUCGGUUCCGCUGGUCUGUUGGAACUUAAUUCGAAUCGCAUUUCGCUCGCGUCCAAAAACGGAUCAGUCUAUUUCGACGCAGACGCCGGCGACGUCAGCAAUACCGUGUCCACAUCGAUGCAGCAGUUCGGGUCUGCUUCGACCUUCGAAACCGCCAGUCUUGGAACUAUCCAAACCUUUGACGGUGUCGUCAGACAACCUGGUAAUAAGCGCACCGACUCUUGGUUCAAUGCUUUGCAAACCAAUGACUUUGAACUGACUGCGUCUGGAAAUGAAGAUGUACGCCGUGUCGAUAUGGAUGACUUUGUGGUCGGUCAAGAACAGGAUGAAUCAUGCAGUUCCGAUGAGGCUGAUGAGACCAUUAUGGAACCCAACUGGCCUGAUACAAAUCGGAUGGCUCCACCUCCGCCACCACCACGACAAAACUACGUCCCUCCUCCGAAUGAGACAGCGCAUUUGGUCUCGCAGCCCCAGGUGCAACUCAAGCUUGAUGUUCAAAUUCAUGUGGACUCCGGUUGCUGCGUUUUACAUCCUCGUAUCACCCCUCCAAAUGGGAAUGACAACCCUUUUCCGCCCACUCAUACCAUCGACUCUGCCAGGCCGCAAUAUUUUAGCCCUCCGUCAAGUCGCUUUCAAACUCCCAACACCACCGGGUUCCGCCAGUGCUCAGACUCGGGCGUUCGAUUCUCCAACAGUGACUUCCUUCCGCUCUACCUGGAACGCUACAAGCGCCAUUUAUUGGAAGAUAUACAAUAUCUCACCACCGACCUCAGUGUGUUUCUCCUACCAGCAGUGGACGUGGGACUACAUUACCAUUCUAUGACCGAAAUGGGUUUCCAUUCUGCGAUCGCCUCCACAUUACCCUCCUUGUCCGCACCACGAGCAUCUAACGCCGCGCCGUCCGCCACAUUCUUUUCUCGCCAAGCAUCUUUUCAGCAUUUGGCGACGAAAGUGCAUCUGAGAGACGCUGGGGAUGAGAGUGAAUGUGUGCGUCGUGGUGGCCAUACUGGCUCAAUCGGCGAUGAACAAGCUGUGACCGACGGACGCGAAGAUGAUGAUCCCCGACUCCUGUGUGGCUCUGGCGGCCUCAAGAAGCAAACUGAUCUUUACGUUUCUUGUUUUCUGCAGAAACUACCCAAGGAAUGGGUUGUGCAUCCAGCUUUGCUAGAUUUUCUUGAACAAGCUUUGGAAGAUCUCCCGUUUGUGGCCGAUGUGGAUGUGGAAAAUGCCCCUCCGUCCACUGGAGACAACAAUACCUUGAAUCAAGAUCCUAAACCAUCCACUUCCUCAUUGUCUUUCAAUGAUUCCGCUUGGGAAACCUUCCCAGUGCAUGCCGUGGUUCAUCUUCGCAUGCAACCUUUCACCGCACGAUUCUUGUGUCUUCCAACCUCACGAAUGCAGUGCCUCCUCAUUCUUCCCUUCAUGGACGUCGUUUUCUCCACGAAUCGAGAUUCCGAUCAGCCCACAGGGACCAGUGAGGUUUACCCACCUUCUAAGGACGGUGGCCCGAAAACGAACGAUCCUGAUCAGCAUUAUUCUCUACCUGCUGGCCGGACUUCUCAUCAGUUUGCUCUUCAGGCCACGGAAGACACUGUUGGCCCUGUCUGCACUUUGCGGCUUCCUCCGAAUCCAAAGGUCGGCGAUAUUGUCAGCCAAGGUGGAUUGUGCGUGACCGCUAUACUAAAAGAAUUUCGUAUCUCAGUUUUCCACCCCUACGUGGAUUCCGCAAGCGCGCGGUCUGAACGUAUCCUGGGUGCGACAUGGACCGGGGAUUCCCUCACGUUGCUCGUGCAUGACGCGCGAUUGAACAUUUCUCGCCGAGUCGAAACCACACUAGUUCGCUUGGACCAUAUCGCUCGUUCGUUCGACACCGACCCGGCUGGAGGUGGUGUGCCCGGAGAACCAAAUGCAAAACCAGCUUUGUCACGGAAUGCUUCAGCCUCGGCCAGUCGAUCACGGGCCAUGGCCGCAACCUCUACUUGUCCACCCCCCUUGGCUGAAUCUUGGGGCCUUCACCGAGAUGUCAAAUUUUCGGGCGUUUUUGAUGUUGGUGUCGCUGUGUUCACCUGUGACACACGGCGAACGCUGGAGAUUUUGGACAUCCCUAAUGCUUGGUACCGGGGCAGUUUCGUCCGCAGACUGUUCUUGGGCAACACGGAACCGACCGCCGAUGCUUUCAACGAGAUGGAUAGGACGAAUGAACCUGGUGACCUUCCGCAUAGUCCGCUGAAGGCCGCCCCUGAGGCUGCAGAUGAUUUCGUCGUAGCUGUAGAUCCCAUCCCUACAACAAGCGCCGAACCUUUCUCCCCGACCCGUUCACACUAUUGGUCACUCACGUCACCCCCAUUACUGAGCGCAACUGAUUCAGAUCAGCAAAUGGAGUUCGAUGCCUUCGCACCUCCCGUGGAGCGCACAAAGCUACACACGCUUCCGCAGCCACCUGAUGCCACCAAGGAACGCAGGCCUAUUGACUCUUCAAACUUGGUGUCCCAGUCCACUACACUGCUUCUCGAGCGUGGCCCGAACACAAGUCCUAGUGCGAGUCUACGAGUGGCUUCUUGGCACGCAUUGCCCAUCAUCUGUUUCCAUUUGAAGCGGUUCGACCUCAGCUUGUUCAUGGGCAGUGCCAUGGGCCAAACUAGGUUCGUCAUGGAUCAGUUGUUUUGCAAUGGUCGAAUGUCUUUGCACUCCAGCGGUCGCAAGAACACCACACUUUCUGCAGGACUUGGAACUUGCCAGUUUGUCAGCGAGGGCGGCGGCGUUGGUGGCGAAAUGGCUCUACUUGAUGUCGAAGCGCGUGUGCAUUUGAACCAGGCCCCUGACUGCGACCCGCAACAUUCACUGAACGCCCGUAUCGAUGGGUUCCAACUGCGCGUGGAGUACAUGAAUACAAAUGUGUUACUCAUGCGAUUGAAUUCACUGUAUCUCAGCUUACAGGACGAAUGGCAAUUAAGAGAGGCGGCUCGCCAACUGGUCGCACGCUUACAAACGAAUUUUGCACAAUCGGGAAGCCAAUCGACUGCGUUGCGAUCCACCCAUAUGUCUGCGCCCGUGAAAUUCACAUUGAGUGACGAUGGAGUUACCGGUGUCGCAUCUGGGAGUGCGUUGAAGACACCGACUGUGGAAACCGACGUAGGUGCGCCGCCCAUAUGUAUUCGUGUUGUUGGCGACAUCUCUUGGGAUCAGGCACAAGUCGCCAUUGUACGCACUACCACUCCGGACCUGAUUCACUCCUAUUCCAAAGUUCGUGAGUAUUUCGAAGAACAAGUUCGUGAAGGCCGCAACUCACUUAUUGGACGGGGUGGGUCGUUUCAGAUGUUCUCCACUAGCACCUCCGGUCGGUCUAAACCAUUGUUCAGACGACAGGCUGCGAAUGGUACCGAAGAAUUCCGCAAGCAACAACAGCGCGAUCUUAUCGAUAGACUGCUACAACGACAUUGGCAGAGCUUGUUGCGUGACUCCAUCAAUUUUUAUACUCAUCAGCUUGCCAACUUCGAUUGCACCGACGACCCACUCUCCAUAUUGAAUGCCUGUGGAAUCGAUCGCCUGUUUCCCGUGAUGGGUGGUUCGCUGCAAUUGUCCGGACGAUCGCUAGGUGUGGCUUGCUACGCUGGCAGUCUUCGUUCCGCGCCUGAUUGGGCUGUCUUCAACAUCCAGUAUCCCACCGUGUGUUUUGAAACGGAAGCCCAGCGAGAGCCUCUGGCAUCCGGCGUCACUCCACCCGACCCCCUUGAAUCUGAUGGUUGGAUCAACGUUCGCCAGGUGCUCAGUUUCGAUCUGAUCUCCAGACCGGAAUAUCAGCCUCAAAUGGCCUAUGUGAUUCGUGUUCGACGCGGUAGCCAGCCGAUCACUCGUAAUCCUCCCAUACUGACCAUUGAGGAGUGGCUGGAAUUCACAUUUCGUGGUGCCGACAACACAGUUACGAAUUUUGUUCGUAGCAACGAUCCGGGCAGUUUGCCUUCCGUCGUUCAACUCUCGCAAUUCCCGGCGCGAUUUCCCGCUUCCAUUCCUGCUACAUCUCCCCUCAUGACCGUCGAGCGGUCACAUUUCUCCAGACACCAGCAUCUAGAGACGGUACAUGAGAAUAUCCCUUCUCGGUAUGUGUCUACCGUCCAUCCUCCUGGAUCAGGUUCUAAGCCGCCUUGGCCUAGCGCAUCUGUACAGGGAUCAUCUGAUGAUGCUACAAAGCAAGCUCAGCCACCGACACAUUCCAACCCACUUAAGCCGCCAACAGAGGGAGAAAUUAUCUUCAUACUCCCGUCCAUAUCGCUGCGCAUCACGACGGACCAACGACAACCGAUGGCGCAACCCACUCUGUCUUCCCUCUCGUCCAUCUCUGCUGAAAAGAAAAAGUCGUCUCCUCCCCCGUCUCCAUUCACCGAUGAACCUGAUCAUCCCCACUCGACACCCACCCCCGCAAAAAGUACUGGGUCUUGGCUUUAUGGGCACAAAGCCGCAACCACUCCAGAUUCAACAGAUGAAUCAGAACCGGUUUCACUAGGACAGAUGCACGACGGGCCAGGGAAACGAGUCGCUACGCACGCUCCAAGUGUUAAGGUCAGCUUUCAAACGGAUUUUCACGGAUUCAUACAACUCGGCCUUAUUGAUGUCUCUUGGCUCCCCACUCUCAUCAACUCUUAUCUGAAGGAGCGUCUCCAAGAUUAUGAAGACUCUACUUUUGCGACACCCUCAUAUCGGACAUCGGGCGAUCCAACUUCUCAAGAUGCGGACCUGACCAAAUGCCUUCGGGAAUUGGCCAGCACCAGUUCCCCAAUGGUCCAAGAUGCCCGGACUUAUGAGGUUAUUCACUGGUCAUUUAGCCCAGUCUGUCGUUGGUUGUUGGCCUCGAACAUUUGCGUUCCGGCUUUCGACCGUUUGUUAGCAAGAGUCGGGUUUCAAAAAGCUCGCACUACCAUCCCCAAAUGGCUACAGCGUGGUCUGAUGGACCACCUGGAUCGUCUAGUCGCAGUUUCCUUGCAUGCUUGUAUGCGGCUUGUCCCCGAACAACAGUCAUCCACCUCUUUAAAGCCCGUCCCCAGCAUUUGUCAUGUGGAAACGACGGACGACACGGUGGACCACACUCCUCGUUCACAUACAGAGUCCCCCACGCAUCAGGCAUUUCCUACGGAUUUUGCUUAUCGUCCCCACUGAUCAAGUUACCACACCCCCUUCCAAUUGUUGAUGUACAGUCCCAACCCCGCUUCCAUCCUUCAUCCUUGUCCACGUGCUCGCCGGCGGGUAACACUCUCCGAGAGCUUCCAAUACUGAUCACUGUUGUUUCCUUCCUAAUAGUUGAACUUGUCUUCCCCGCCCCACUCCCCCGCAGAGUUCACAACGAACUGUACCUACACAUUUCAUCCGACGACUUCCCUCAGAAUUAUGUACGUUUUUUGGGUACUUUUUAUCCAUCUUUCUAAUCUGUUCAUCGUCUGACAAUCUGUGCCAUAUUUUACGUUGGUUAUCCACCCCGAAAUCGGCGUCUUCCAGAGGGGAACUGUCACAUCACUUGCUUGAUCUUGCAUCUUGUUGUGGCUGAACCAAUCGUUUGAUAACAGACUGCUUCUGCAUGACAUUUUAUUUUGUACGUUCCCCUUCGACUGUUCAUGUUGUGCAAUACACGUUGAAAUAGU